UCCAACUCCAUUUAAACAUCCUCAAAACGGUAUCGCCAGUUUGCAUCCUAAGCGCUGGCAUUUGGUUCCCGGCUUCCGAAAAAUCAAAGGUUUACCGCUGAACCCACCGACUAUUCCCUCGAUCUAGCAUUUACUUCAAGGUGAACAAAAUAAAACGUUCAUUAUUCUUGACACACACCCAAAGACCGGACCGGCUCAACGGACUUCAAUCAUGUGGGAACAAGACGAUUGCAACUCUUGCGAAGAUCUCACCCUCUGCCACACGAUUUUAUCAGCCUGUGACCACAACCUUGAUGGCCAGACCGAGACGGGUAAAAAGAAGCCCUGCAGAGAUUCGUCAUAUCCUGUUGGUUGCACGCCAGACAAGAUUCUGAAAGAGGACGAAACGUCAGAUCAGAUGAAGUCUGGGAUCAAAGACCAUUCUAGACGCCCUUUAUUCGACUGUAUCAAGCACACAAAGCGUAUCUGGAUAAAAGCCAUCACCCGAUUCCUCGGGACUGGGAACCAAACCCGCCCACGAGAAGCAGCAUCAAAGAGGAACUCCCUCAAAAAAUUGAGGCGACCUGGAGAUCACCGUACCAGUAAAUCGACCUUUCCGAACCAACACCCUUGCCCAGGGUUUAAGGUUCCGCGGGGAGGAAGAGCGUCGCAGGCCUCGCAGUCGGCUAAACCGGUCCAACUCUGGUCACUCACUCAGUCUAUCCGAAAGAGAUUCUCACGUUCCGUAUCCUCCUCGUAUCUCAAGCGCCCCAGGCACAAACCCGAAGAGCAAAGUAGAAAGACAAGCUCUUUGGAAGCUCUCUCAAUGUCGACCAGAUCAUCCGUCAGCUUACCAUUGAAUCGGCCCGAAGAUUCCGGCGAUGAAACCUUAAAAGGGACCCAGGAUUUAACAUCACCCUAUUCGUUACCCAGACUUGAUGCGUUUGAACCAUUCUCAUUCGAACCUACUAACCUCAUUGAGGAAUUGAGCUAGGUCAAUGAAUGAUGGGGUUUUUCUCUGCGUUAUCUCGGUCGCAUGAAUAUAAAUUUUUCAAUUUUUAACGC
Molecule: messenger RNA, 1044 nt
Organism: Puccinia graminis f. sp. tritici CRL 75-36-700-3
Lineage: Eukaryota; Fungi; Basidiomycota; Pucciniomycetes; Pucciniales; Pucciniaceae
Exons: 4
Coding region: 212-973 (253 amino acids)
Source: RefSeq, a predicted model, not a curated record